Messenger RNA from Gracilinanus agilis (Agile Gracile Mouse Opossum), 1872 nucleotides. RefSeq names its product cytochrome P450 2C19-like. The record is from RefSeq and is a predicted model, not a curated record. The transcript has 9 exons. Lineage: Eukaryota; Metazoa; Chordata; Mammalia; Didelphimorphia; Didelphidae. Gene Ontology annotation, cellular component: intracellular membrane-bounded organelle; cytoplasm. Gene Ontology annotation, molecular function: oxidoreductase activity, acting on paired donors, with incorporation or reduction of molecular oxygen, reduced flavin or flavoprotein as one donor, and incorporation of one atom of oxygen; heme binding; iron ion binding. The coding region runs from base 254 to 1741 and encodes 495 amino acids. Gene Ontology annotation, biological process: xenobiotic metabolic process.
UUAGGCAAGAUACUGCUGACAUAUGUCGAAUACAAAGGAAAUCAUAGUUUGGUUCUCAAAGAAAAAACUGAAAAACCAAAUAAUAAUGGCAUAAUAGGACAAUAAAGAGAUUAGUAAGUCAAAGUCCAUUGGAAAUGAAACCAUUUUUUAUCUUAAAGAAGGAGGAAUUAUUGGCUAAUUGAUCUAUUAUUUGCAAUUUUCACAGACUUUGGAUUCUAAGCUCUUCAUCCAUCAGGGUUAAGGAGGAAUUCUUAUGGAACCAUCUGUGAUCAUUUUUCUCAUCUUGGUGCUCUGUAUCUCUUGUUUGUUCCUCAUUUCAUCACCGAGGAAGAGCCAUGGAAAAGGACAGCUUCCACCUGGCCCUUUCCCCCUUCCAAUUAUUGGAAAUUUGCUGCAGUUAGACACAAAGAAUAUCGAUAAAUCCCUUGGUUCACUGGCAAAAGUCUAUGGUUCAGUGUAUACUGUAUACUUUGGUUCUGAACGUGUUGUCGUGUUACAUGGGUAUGAGGCAGUGAAAGAAGCUUUGAUUGCUCAUGGAGAAGAGUUUGCUGCCAGAGGAAGCCUCCCAAUUAUCGAUGCUGUUAGCAAAGGAUUGGGGGUAGUUUUCAGCAAUGGAGAGAGAUGGAAGCAACUCCGCCGCUUCUCCCUCAUGACCCUGAGGAAUUUGGGGAUGGGGAAGAGGAGCAUUGAGGAGCAAGUCCAAGAAGAGGCAAAGUACCUGCUGGAGGAAUUUAAAAAAUCAAAUGGACAGCCCUAUGAUCCCAAGUUUAUCCUGGAGUGUGUUCCCUGCAAUGUCAUCUGCUCUGUCAUUUUCCAGAAACGUUUUGAAUACAGUGACCAGAAAUUGAAAUCUUUAAUGGAGCUUUUAGAAGAAAAUAUCAAAAUCUUGACUUCACCCUGGAUACAGGUGUACAAUUUUAUCCCAUCACUAGUACAUUAUCUCCCAGGAUCUCACAGGACAUUCCUUAAUAACUGUAAAAUAAUGCAUAAUUUUAUAGUGGAGAAAGUGAAGGAACAUCAAGAGACCCUGGACUCCAAUAACCCUCAGGACUUUAUUGACUACUUCCUGAUAGAAAUGGAGCAGAAAAAGCAAAACCAACAAUCUGAAUUUACUAUGGAAAAUUUGAUUAUCACCGUAUCUGACCUAUUUAUUGCGGGAUCAGAGACAACCAGCACUACUCUGAGAUAUGGACUCCUGCUUCUGCUGAAAUACCCUGAAAUAACAGAUAAAAUUCAUGAAGAAAUUGACCGUGUGAUUGGCCGAGAGAGAAGUCCCUGCAUGAAGGACAGAAACAGUAUGCCUUAUACUGAUGCUGUGAUACAUGAGAUACAGAGACAUCUUGAUUUAAUCCCCUUCAAUGUGCCCCAUGCAGCAAAACAAGACACUAGGUUCAGACAAUAUGUCAUCCCCAAGGACACAACCAUAUUCACAUCAUUGACCUCUGUUCUGUAUGAUGAGAAGGAAUUCCCCAAUGCAGACCAGUUUGAUCCAGGUCAUUUCCUGGAUGAAAGUGGCAACUUUAAGAAGAGUGAUUAUUUCAUGCCUUUUUCAAUAGGAAAAAGGUCAUGUGUUGGUGAGGGCCUGGCUCGGAUGGAGUUAUUUCUGGUUUUUACCAACAUCUUACAGAAUUUUACUUUGAAGCCUCUCAUUGAUCCAAAAGAUAUUGACACCACCCCUAUUUCUAAUGGAUUUGGCUGUGUAGUUCCUUCUUAUAAACUCCAUUUUCUACCUUUGCAGUGAAGUAGGUGAAGGACCACCCUUGGCUUUAGCUAUAGGAGGGCAAAUCACAUUUCUUCUUAUUUCCACCCAUCAGUAGACUUCUACUAGCAACAAAGAAUAACUUUCAAUAAAUAAAUACAUUCUUAAUUUUA